Nelumbo nucifera (sacred lotus) is the source of this 778-nucleotide messenger RNA. Its product is annotated as small ribosomal subunit protein uS19-like. Gene Ontology annotation, molecular function: RNA binding; structural constituent of ribosome. NCBI's taxonomy places the organism in Eukaryota, Viridiplantae, Streptophyta, Magnoliopsida, Proteales, Nelumbonaceae. Gene Ontology annotation, cellular component: ribosome; cytosolic small ribosomal subunit. Gene Ontology annotation, biological process: ribosomal small subunit assembly; translation. The record is from RefSeq and is a predicted model, not a curated record.
GUGCGAUACCAUAUAUAUACACACACACGCUUACGGACUAAGUUCUCUGCAACCCUAGCUGUGAUACACAUUUGCCGCUUACAGCUUCCUUCUCGUCGUUUGUAGUCAUGGCGGAUAUCGAAACAGAUGUCGCUCCAGGGCAGCCGAAGAAGAGGACCUUUAAGAAGUUCAGUUUCAGAGGAGUUGAUUUGGAUGCUCUCCUCGACAUGUCCACUGAUGAACUUGUGAAGCUCUUCCAUGCUAGGGCUCGCAGAAGGUUCCAACGAGGUCUGAAGAGGAAGCCCAUGGCUUUGAUUAAGAAGCUGCGCAAGGCGAAAAGGGAAGCUCCACCUGGUGAGAAGCCAGAGCCAGUUAGGACUCACCUUCGUAACAUGAUCAUAGUACCUGAAAUGAUUGGAAGCAUUAUUGGAGUAUACAACGGCAAGACGUUCAACCAGGUUGAAAUCAAGCCUGAAAUGAUUGGCCAUUAUCUUGCCGAGUUCUCCAUUUCUUACAAGCCUGUUAAGCAUGGUAGGCCAGGUAUUGGUGCCACACAUUCCUCAAGGUUCAUUCCUCUUAAGUGAGAUCCUCCUUGUAGUUGCACUGGCAAGAGUGGUUCUGGGCUUACUGGUGCAGUGACUGCUGUUUGUCGAUUGAAUUUUGAGUGGACUUUAUUUGGAUUAAUAUUAGUUUUUUUUUUGUUAUGUUAGUUCAACUUCAUUCUGUUAGAUUUUGGAUUACUUAAAGAAAUGAAUCAGAAGUGAAUUGCUAAUAUACAUUUUGCUGUUGUGCACUAUUA